AUGAUGAGCGCCAUCAUCCUCUACCUUGGCAUCCUGGCCUGGCUCCUCAGCCUAGUCCAGGCGGAACGACCACUUCUGCCCCUUUCCACCUCCAGCCGUUGGAUCGUCGACGCCGCAGGCAAACGCGUCAAGCUCCGCUGCAUCAACUGGGCGGGCCACAUGGAGGUCAACCUGCCCGAAGGCCUGCAUAAGAAGCCCCUCGAGUACGUUGCCGACUGGAUCCGCGACGAAGGGUUCAACUGCGUCCGCCUCACUUUCUCCAUCGACCAUGCCCUGAACCCGGAUAUCUCGGCCGAGGAGUCCUUCCGCCGAGGGGCAGCAGCCGCCAGUAUCGCCGUCGAGGACUUCAUGCCGAUAUAUUCGCAGGCUGUCACCCACAACCCCUUCCUUGCGAAUGCGACGCAGCGCGGCGUCUUUUCUCGCGUGAUUGACGCCCUGUGGGAGCGCGACGUCAUGACCGUUUUGGAUAACCACGUUUCGCGCGCCAGCUGGUGCUGCAACCUCAUCGACGGCAACGGCUGGUGGAAGGAAGCCCGCUUCUACUCUGCCCUGAACAGCCGCUACUUCGGCACGGACGCUUGGAUCGCCGGCCUCGAAUCCGUCGCCCGGUGGGCCAGCGAUCACGAAGGCGUCGUGGCCCUGGGUCUGCGCAACGAGCUCCGCGCCACCUGGUCGCAGAUCCCCUUCUCCGCCGCCGACUGGCGCGAUUUCAUCUCCCGGGGAGCCGCCGCCGUCCACGCCGCGAACCCGCGCCUCCUCGUCGUCAUGGGCGGUCUGCACUCUGCGACCGACUUGACACCCUUGCACGUGGAGCCCUUUGACGAUUCGCGGUGGAGAGGGAAAACGGUCUGGGAGGCCCACGAAUAUCCCUUCACGGUCACGACUCCGGAUAUCGGCCGCAACUGCGACAUUCAACUCAUGCAGUACGGCUUGCUGUAUGGCUUCGUCCUCGAGCAGGACCGUCCGUAUACGGGCCCUCUGUGGAUGUCUGAGUUCGGCGUCAAUAUGCAGGGGGGAGAGGAGGCUGGAUUGUCGGAGUCGCACUACGCCUAUCUGACGUGCUUCGUCAGCUGGCUGGAGAACAACGACGCCGACUGGGCGCUGUGGGCGGUUCAGGGGUCGUAUUAUGUCCGGGACGGCCAGAUAGAUUAUGACGAGACGUGGGCUGCUCUGGACCGGGACUGGAACGCAUGGCGGAACAGGGCUUUUAAAGAAUUGCUUGGCAGUAUUUUCAACGUGACGCAGGGCCCCGUAGAAAGAAGCUUUUCCGGCUAG
Molecule: messenger RNA, 1275 nt
Organism: Sodiomyces alkalinus F11
Lineage: Eukaryota; Fungi; Ascomycota; Sordariomycetes; Glomerellales; Plectosphaerellaceae
Product: cellulase
Exons: 2
Coding region: 1-1275 (424 amino acids)
Molecular function (GO): hydrolase activity, hydrolyzing O-glycosyl compounds
Source: RefSeq, a predicted model, not a curated record